Molecule: messenger RNA, 3224 nt
Organism: Dicentrarchus labrax (European seabass)
Lineage: Eukaryota; Metazoa; Chordata; Actinopteri; Moronidae
Product: RING finger protein 11
Exons: 3
Coding region: 526-990 (154 amino acids)
Source: RefSeq, a predicted model, not a curated record
CCGUUGAAGAGAAAAAAAAAAAAAAAAAAGCUAGCAAGGAAGUAAAGUGUUUAAUGUCAGUCGCGAAGUUAAACGGCGGAAAUGUCGCUGCAGCCCAACACCCAGACCACUCAGUGUUACAGCCGCAGCCUCUCCUGAAGCAGACAUUGUGUAGAAAUCCGUGAUUCUUACGAAGGAAUGAGCGAUACUUAUCAAGGAAGUCGCCCAGCUGGCUAGCGAAAAAGUAAGCUAGCUAGGCUGCUAGCUGUCGUUAGCAAGGGAGUUCUUUGUUUUGUUUUCCAGGUGGAGGUCCGUGUAAACAUGAAGAGAAACUAGUGUGGACGUUUUGCUGUAGCGUUUGUGUAUGCAUUGUAUAAUGGUGUCGCAUGGUUUCUUUUGGUAGUGAGUCAUUGAACUGUUCAUUUAUGGUUUCUGGGACAUUACAAAGACUAAACUAACAUUAGCAACCGAGAGCAACUUUAGCAACAAACAUCGGGGUUUUUUUUUUUUUAACGUCGGGCAGGGCAGGACUGGAGACACGAAGACAUGGGCAACUGUCUCAAGUCUCCGACAUCAGACGACAUCUCUUUGCUCCAUGAAUCCCAGUCAGACAGGGCGAGCUUCGGGGACGGGACAGAUCCAGACCUGGAGCCACCUCCGCCGUACCAGGAGCAGGCUCACAUGCCCAUGUACCAUCCCACGCCUAGUCAGGCCCGUCUGGCCACCCAGCUGACAGAGGAGGAACAGAUCCGCAUAGCUCAGCGCAUCGGCCUCAUCCAGCACCUCCCUAAGGGUGUCUAUGAUGGAGGGCAAGACGGCUCGGAGAAAAAGAUCAGAGAAUGUGUGAUCUGUAUGCUGGACUUUGUAUACGGGGACCCCAUCCGGUUCCUGCCAUGUAUGCACAUCUACCACAUGGACUGUAUAGACGACUGGCUGAUGAGAUCCUUCACCUGCCCCUCCUGCAUGGAGCCCGUGGAUGCUGCCCUGCUCUCCACCUACGAGACCAACUGAUGUUUCACCCCUCCCCCUCCAGGCUUAGAUCAGACACGCCCCCUUCAACCCCAAUCACACACACAAAACCAACACCUGCCCUCUUAUAGAUUGAGAGGCGCUAAAAAUGUGUCCGCUGUUUUCUUGCACUUUGAAAAAUUCCUGAAAAUACCUAAUGUUGGCCUUCCACGCCCCCAGGUCUAAAUAAGCUGGUCUUAAACAUCAGUUACACAAAUUAGUAAGAAAGCGUUUCCAGACGACCCUGCGUGAUUGUGUUUGUGUCCGUUUGUCAUGCUGAAGCAGCGUCCAGGGUUGCUGCUGACUGUGAGCACGUGGUGUGGGGUGUGUGUGUGUGUGUGUUUGUGUGUUUGUGUGUGCGUGCAGUUUGGGCUGUUUGAUGACUCUGCAUUUCCACUUGAGCCGGCCUCAGUGGAAUUUCUCCCAGACUGACCCCAGUUCACCUUCAUUCCCACUUAGUCUUUAAAAUGGAUAAUUACAUAACAGAUUAUUGACCAAAAUGCUCUGAGGUGUUGCUAGAAAGGUUUUCUGUGACAACAGUAAGCAAAGACUUCCUCAACAUAUUGAUCUCCUAAACAUGCUUACACAUUAAAAUGGCCCUAUACUUUGGAGAUAUGGGAAUGCACAGCUGAAGUUUACACUGUUGGUGUUAGAUAAUAAAGAAGAAAUUGCUCUCCAGGUAGUCAGGUUUACAAAACAGUUAUGUAGACACUUAACAGAAAUCACCCAAAAUGUAUAAGUACACCUAAAGGAGAUCAUGGCUACGUAAUAUUUGACGUGAUUAGAAAACGCUUAGAGUUGAAAGGGAAAAAUAUUUUUUCACCAGACGGUAUGUAAAGUAGCUGGCAGCCAAUGUAAAGGGCUCAUUUGUGCAUGGGCAGGUGGAUCAGUCAGUCAAAAAUUAGAAAUGCUUGCACACACGUUUCAUCUGAUCCAGAGAUUUGCACUUUACUUAUAGGACAGUAUCUAAACAAUAUAUUAAUAUAUGUACCUUAUAACCUUGCACUAUCAAUACUUCAUUCCUUUAUUUCCUGAGAUGCAAAAGUUAUAUAGCUGAUAAAGAUAUUUUCAAAGCUGUCAGUAGUCACUUAUCACGUUCACGUUGAAGUAAGCCUGAAGAUGUAUUUCAUGAAAUCUGUGAUUCAGUAGUGUGAGCCUCCGCUUUGUUCUGCUUGAUUUUUGAUUUUUGUGUGUAAGUGAAGGGACAGAGGCUUGCUCCGGUUUAAAAGGAGUCGUUCAAUAUUUUGGGAAAUAUCGUUGCCAGGAGUUAAAUGAGAAGACUGACACCGAUCUGUGCGUUAAGUAAGGAGCUGGAGCCAGGAGGUGAUAAACUCAGCAUAAAGACUAAGCUGGGGGAAAUGGCUAGCAUGGCUCCACAGCUCAAACAAAUGCCUACCAGCACCUCUAAAGCUCAGUAUUUUUUGUGGUUUUCUGUGGAGUUAAGUGCUGUUCCACAGUUAAUUCUACCAACAUGUGACUCCCAUUUAUGUACAGAUAAAACACAUGAGAUACAACGUGUUGAUUAACUGUAGAGGUGCUAGUAGGCCGAUGUUGUUUUUACUUUGGACACAAACAGGCUAGCAGUUUCCCCCUGCUUUAUGCGAAGCUAAGCCAGUUGCCUCCCUUGUCUAACGUUAAACAGAUUACAGCUGUAUCAAUCUUCUCACCUCUUGGCAAGGAAGUGAAUAAGUGCAUUUCCCAAAAUGUCAAACUGUUCCUUUUAAAGAAAGAAAAGAAACCAAAUUUAAGGUAAACUUGAAACAGUUUAUUUUGAAUCCACAUUAGUCACUUUCUUUAUUAUAUGUCACAUUAUUUGUUUUAUUACACUAUAAUUGAUGUUUUGUUGCUUUACAUUCAUUCACUGUAGCAGUAGUUCAUUGUUUGGUAAUAGUGUGUCUAUUUUCUGUUCGCUGUGUUUUAUCUACUACCUUUACAUAAUUUGUUACAUUUAUGUAAAAUCCACUGUGUAUUUAGGACAGUAAGUAGUUGACUUUUACACUGGUUUACGCCUGAUUGUGCAGACCUCUGUUCCAAAUGAAUUGUGUGAGAGACUUCUUUUAUGGUGUGAUAGUUACAGCUGAGAUAUCAAGUUUUCCAUUAAGCUUUUCCUUUGCUGUGUUUUUCAGCUUAAGUUUAUUCAGAAAAUUAAUAUUUCCUGUAAUCUUGUUUUAUUUCUUUUUUUUGGAAGGCUAGAAAGCCGUCAUGUAAAAAAAAAAAUAAACAUGAAAAAAACUGUU